Molecule: messenger RNA, 1585 nt
Organism: Rattus rattus (black rat)
Lineage: Eukaryota; Metazoa; Chordata; Mammalia; Rodentia; Muridae
Product: C-C chemokine receptor type 3
Exons: 2
Coding region: 209-1288 (359 amino acids)
Biological process (GO): chemotaxis; inflammatory response; G protein-coupled receptor signaling pathway
Cellular component (GO): membrane; cytoplasm
Molecular function (GO): C-C chemokine receptor activity
Source: RefSeq, a predicted model, not a curated record
UAGUAAAUAACAAAACGGAAGAACAUGUUGGUAUCUCUCUGAAAACUUGCAAAACCUGAGAAGCUAGCCUGUUUAAAACAGGAAGCUAUGUUGUUUACUACCUGACUGGUGUAUGUGAUCAAAUGUUAUCUCUGUUUCAUUAGCAGUGAGACCUAAGUUACUACUGGACUCAUAAAGGACUUAGCAAAAAUCAUCAGAGACAAGUAAAAUGGCAUCCAACGAAGAGGAACUCAAGACUGUUGUUGAAACCUUUGAGACCACACCCUAUGAAUAUGAGUGGGCACCACCCUGUGAAAAAGUCAGCAUCAGAGAGCUGGGGUCAUGGCUCCUGCCUCCACUGUACUCCCUGGUGUUCAUUGUCGGCCUCCUGGGCAACAUGAUGGUUGUGUUGAUCCUCAUAAAGUACAGGAAGCUGCAAAUUAUGACUAAUAUCUACCUACUCAACUUGGCAAUUUCUGACCUGCUCUUUCUCUUCACUGUCCCAUUCUGGAUUCAUUAUGUUCUGUGGAAUGAGUGGGGUUUUGGCCACUGCAUGUGUAAAAUGAUCUCUGGGCUUUAUUACCUGGCCUUGUACAGCGAGAUCUUUUUCAUCAUCCUGCUGACAAUCGACAGGUACCUGGCUAUCGUUCAUGCUGUGCUGGCCCUUCGAGCCCGAACUGUGACUUUUGCUACUAUCACCAGCAUCAUCACUUGGGGUCUUGCAGUAUUGGCAGCACUGCCUGAAUUUAUCUUCCAUGAGUCCCAAGACAAUUUUGGAGAUCUUUCCUGCAGUCCUCGCUACCCAGAGGGCGAAGAAGACAGCUGGAAGCGUUUCCAUGCUCUAAGAAUGAACAUUUUUGGUUUAGCUCUUCCUCUCCUCAUUAUGGUUAUCUGCUACUCAGGAAUCAUUAAAACUCUGCUUAGAUGCCCCAAUAAAAAAAAACACAAGGCCAUCCAGCUUAUUUUUGUUGUCAUGAUAGUCUUUUUUAUUUUUUGGACUCCAUACAACCUGGUUCUUCUUCUGUCUGCUUUCCACAGCACAUUUUUGGAGACCAGCUGUGAGCAGAGCAUACACCUGGACCUGGCCAUGCAAGUGACUGAGGUGAUUACCCACACCCACUGCUGUAUCAAUCCAAUAAUCUAUGCCUUUGUUGGUGAGAGGUUCCGGAAACACCUUCGGCUCUUUUUCCACAGAAAUGUGGCAAUCUACCUGAGAAAAUAUAUUUCGUUUCUUCCUGGCGAGAAACUGGAAAGAACAAGCUCUGUCUCCCCAUCAACUGGGGAGCAAGAAAUCUCUGUGGUGUUUUAGUUGGGCAGAGAAAACUGCCCCUCAUUCUAUGGACUGGAGGCAAACACAUUAAGUCAACCAUAACGACCUCUAGUUCAGUCAUUUGUACUUUCCAGGCACUUCUGAUGCUCUCAAAGACCUGAAAAUACACAUAAUGAUCGAAAUAUAUCUUCAUGUACCCCAAGGUCAUUUCUGGAGGCCAUGUGCUGGCCAGUUGAUAAUUCAUCAGACAUGAAAAGGACAGCUUUUCUUGAUUCUCUAAAGAGUUACAUAUGUUUUGAUUCACUUAAAUGUUAAAUAAUCCAUUCAGGACAAGUA